UGAUCGGAGGCAGUUGCUCGGGUUCUGUAGUAGGCGUCAUUGGUUUAUAUGGUGGUUUGAUUUGAUCUAAAUUAGGGAAAAUAUACUAGAACUUCCACAGUUUUUACCAAAAAAUUGUCAACAAAGCAGUUAAAAAGACCCAUCACCAGAGAGUUGCUUUAAUAAAGAUCCGACCAUGGCGUCGGAACAAUUUUCACUGUGUUGGGAUAAUUUCCACAAAAACAUGAGUUCUGGCAUGAACUCCUUGUUGGAAAACGAAGAUUUGGUAGAUGUGACUCUAGCGGUUGAAGGAAAAUAUCUUAAAGCUCAUAAGAUGGUGCUUUCAGUGUGUAGUCCCUAUUUUAAAGAACUUUUCAAGACUAAUCCGUGUAAACAUCCAAUAGUGUUUAUGAAGGAUGUGUCGUAUGUAGCGUUAAGUGAUUUAUUACAAUUUAUGUACCAAGGCGAAGUACAAGUUAGUCAAGAAAAUUUAACUACCUUUAUUAAGACUGCAGAGGCCUUACAAAUUAAAGGACUCACUGGUGACGGAAGUAAUGCAACAGAAAAUGACGUCGACCAAGAAGAAAAAUCUGUACAACAUUUAUUAGAAGACAGUAAAUCAGAAUAUAAACAAAGUGCCCCUGUUCCACGACCAAAAAAGAUAGCACCCCAAGCUGUAGCCCCACCACCUGCUAAAAGACAAAGGUCAAGCACUUCGUCCUCUGAAAUGGCACCUAGUAGUAUAGUAACAAAAACAGAACCUGUAACGAAUGCGCCUACUGAAUUUGUACAAUUUAAAAUGGAACCAUAUGAUCAAUCACAAACAAUAAGCAUUCAGGACGAUGAUGAACAAUUUGGAGAAGGACUGGAAGAAAAUGUUGGAGAUGAAACUGAGGACUAUAGUAUGAUGGAAGGAAACGAAGAGGAACCACAAGCAGGCACAAGUACAGAAGGAACUGGAGAAGGACAAGGUGUUAUCUACUUUACCCAAGGAAAAAAGUACCCUAAAUUGAUAAUAAAUAGGUAUGAAUUCAUGUUAGAAAGGAAGUACGCUGAUAAGACCGCUUGGACUUGUAAAUAUAAAGAGAAAAAAAAGUGUAAAGCCAGAUUGCUCACCUACGGUAGGACGGUGAAACUCAUGAAUAGCAUUCACUCGCAUCCUGCAGAUUUUGAAGGCGACGUUGAAAGCCUGAUAUCGACUGUCGUAUUUUUCGAGGAAAAAGAGAAGACCUAUUUUCAGUUGUAAUUUUUUCGAACAGAGAUAUUAUAGGUAAGGAGGAGGAAAGAGAUGUAUGUUUCAUGGUAUGCUCUCCCCUAUCGAAUGUAAGGUCCAGAAACUGUGCCAAAAUAAGAAAUGAUUCUCAUUUUUGCUAGUAAUGAAAAUAAAAGUAAUAAAUGAUACAGAACAUACAAACGAAACUCAUAGAAGAAAAACAAAUAUGAUAAUAAAGGUAAUAACUGAAACUUCUAUAAACAUUAGUCUCAUGAUUCUUCUUUUAUGCUCUUGCCUCUCCACCUGUGAUAUCUUUCUGAGAACCUUUCAUGUGCAAAAACUUUGAUAUAUCUCGUUUUUUUCAUGUGUUUUUCAAUUUUAUUUAAUCUGAAACAGAAACCUUUCCCUGAUCAUGCCAUAUAGACUUCAAACUCAACAUAGAAUAAUAUUUAUUUUGUUUUUGUUGAUCAAUAUCAGAUAUAACAAAACGUUUUUUAAGCGAUUGUCUAUUGGCCUAGCAGUGAAAGGAUAAAGUAUUCUGCUGCGAAUAAAUUGUCCUCGAAUGAUGCAAUAAUGGAAUUGAGAUGCUUAUAAAAAAUAACCCUUGACGUUGUGUAACCAACGCUCUGACUAAUUCCUGUUAAUUGAUUUGUUUGAUGAGUUUUAUCUAUGUUAUUUAUAUAUUUUUGUUUCAUAGAUCUUUGUGUAUAUGGAGAAUUGGACUGGUAAUAAAUUUUCCAUGUGA
Messenger RNA from Coccinella septempunctata (seven-spotted ladybird), 1937 nucleotides. RefSeq names its product modifier of mdg4-like. NCBI's taxonomy places the organism in Eukaryota, Metazoa, Arthropoda, Insecta, Coleoptera, Coccinellidae. The transcript has 4 exons. Gene Ontology annotation, cellular component: nucleus. Gene Ontology annotation, molecular function: protein binding. The record is from RefSeq and is a predicted model, not a curated record. Bases 176 to 1225 code for a protein of 349 amino acids. Gene Ontology annotation, biological process: regulation of transcription by RNA polymerase II.